AUGCAAAUAAAUAAUUCAUUGGAAUGUGUGUGUAUGUGGCUGGUAUGCCACCAGAGAAAUUGGAUGGGACAUGGAAAUUUUGGUACUGAGGUUUGCUGGUUUACCAAUACAUUUCCAAAUGCAUUUUCAACCUUUACACAAAGGCAUUCAUUUGUGCGAAGAAAAGAAGAGAAAAAUUGUGAAGCAUAUUCUAAAUUUUCAUUCAUAAAAUAUGAUGAAAGACAUGACGUACAUGGAGCUCUCUUUAUUGUACCGUGGGAAAGUUGA
Molecule: messenger RNA, 267 nt
Organism: Clunio marinus
Lineage: Eukaryota; Metazoa; Arthropoda; Insecta; Diptera; Chironomidae
Source: the annotation of a GenBank genome assembly